Molecule: messenger RNA, 1825 nt
Organism: Saccostrea cuccullata (small rock oyster)
Lineage: Eukaryota; Metazoa; Mollusca; Bivalvia; Ostreida; Ostreidae
Exons: 3
Coding region: 1-1260 (419 amino acids)
Source: RefSeq, a predicted model, not a curated record
AUGUCGGAUUUGGACGACAGAGACGAUGUCCUGUCGCUGGGGGGAAACAGUGAUGAAGAGAUUUUUGAUAAUGAAACUGAAAAAAUGCAAACUAGGUCUGAUAAACUGUCACAGUGUAAAACACGUGGCAAUAAAAAGAGAAAGUCGGCCAUAGAGCCCGGUGUAAACACAACCGUCACUGUUAAACCGUCUAAACAAAGACAUGUAACGAAAAAAUCAACAGGAAAUGAUACCUGUUUAGACAUAAACGAAUUAAAAUCUGCAUUAGGAAUUGAUACUAUGUUGCAAUCAAUUUCUACUCUUGCUAAGUCUGUUAAGAAAAUUUCAGAUGUACAUGUAGGUCAAAAUUGGCAAAGUACGGCGCCCAAUACAGGAAAUGAGACAGUUACUACUGGUCUGCCCAGUGCUACUGUGUCUAGACCUAUAUUAAGUUUAGAUCAGGGUGAAUCAAAUUUUUUUGACAAUGAAAAGACUUUGAACGAUUUUAAUUUGAGCUAUUUGGAUACCCCCCCCCCCCCCAGUCCUUCAUUGCCUGGGGUAGAUCCUCAAGUUGCUUUUCAAAAUGCUUUUGAGUCGGUUGAUAAUGAGAAGCCUUUAGAUGAUGAUUCAUCGUGGAAUAUUCCACAGCUAAAUCCAGAUGAGGUUACCGGCCCUAAAAUUGGGUCUGGUCUAGCCAAAGCAGUUAACGCUGCACUCUCUGUUAAAUCUUCAAAAGAAACCAUGAAUGACAUUGGUAAAAAAUAUAAUAGACCAGAAAAUUGUACUUUGUUGAAAGUUCCACGAGUAAACAAGGAAAUAUGGGAUGUUCUCGGAAAACAAGCUCAUUCUUCUGAUUUGUCUUUUCUAGAGAUACAGAAGUCUCUGGCCCAGGGUUUAGUACCUAUUGUCAAUUUAGCAGAUCAAUUAGCAAAUAAUAAAGAAAUAGACAAUCAAAAAACAAAAGCCAUGUUAUCUGAUUCAAUCAGUCUUCUUGGUUAUGGGUUUUACAAUUUGUCAAUGAAAAGACGACAUGAGAUCAGAAAUCACUUGAAUCCUAGGUACAGGAAGAUAUGUAGUUCUGAUGUCCCUAUUUCUGAAAAUCUGUUUGGUGACAGCUGUAUGUCAAAACUUAAAGACAUGGGUGACAUAAAUAAGUAUCCCCUUAGCUCUAACAGGGGGCAAGGUGGAAACUACUCUGCAUACAGAAACAGAGCUCCUUUAAACUACAGGGGUGCUGCUGGAAAUUUCCAGCAGCACAACCAAACAUAUCAGUACAGUUAAGGUUACAUGUAAGCAAACAGAGGGUACCAAUACAGACCUCGAGGAGGCCAGAGCUACAAGAGAGGAGGACAGAGCUACUCCCAGCAGCAAAGUUAUUUUCAGAGAAACAGUCAGAAGAAAUAGUUAAGGCACAAGGAUCUCUUGAUCAUGCCGCAUACCGGAGAGUUUCAUCCCAUGGUAAGGAAAAUGUCCUUGAUAGUCUGUGUUCUAUCAGGAAACACCUUGAGAGUCAGGGAAUUCCAGAAUUCGAAUGCUCAAUUAUUAAUGCAGCCCUUAGACCAGCCACCAAUAAACAAUAUCAAUAUGCUUGGCAAAAAUGGGUUUUUUGGUGUGGUAAAUGGAAAGUUAAUCCCUAUCAACCGUCUGAGGGGAACAGCAGCAUCCCUGGCAUAUAACGCUGGCACCUCCAUGAAGGAAAUUAUGGAUACAGCUAACUGGACCUCUUCAAAGACUUUCCAUGCGCAUUAUUUGAAAAAACUUCCUGUGCAGAAUUCCUUUGCGAAAAGUGUGUUGGACAAUAAUAUGAAAAGACAGUGAUUCAAGUGAAGUUUUCUUUUUUGUGUAA